Molecule: messenger RNA, 2301 nt
Organism: Triticum aestivum (bread wheat)
Lineage: Eukaryota; Viridiplantae; Streptophyta; Magnoliopsida; Poales; Poaceae
Exons: 3
Coding region: 45-2195 (716 amino acids)
Source: RefSeq, a predicted model, not a curated record
AGUCCCAGACGCGCUCCGCAACAGACAUUGAAGAACGCUACUUCAUGGCCAAGACACAGCAGCAGCCGUGGUUGGUACAAUUCAACGGCACGAGCAAGCCCGUCCUCGUCGCACCGUUCGAGGGAUGGCGCCGCUGGGACGACGCGCCGGGCAUGCCGGUGCUGGAAGGGAAACGAUGCAUCGGCCUGGAUGGAGGUUGGUCGCUCAUGCUCGACGAGGUUACCAACGGGUGCUCCCUCGUGAGCAUCGCUGAUACGUCGCCGUCGGCCCCCACUGUGAUCGCUCUCCCGCCCUUGCCCGAGGACGCGCCACCGCCGCACCUGCUGUUCAGCUGCGCGCUCUCGUCGCAAACCCCACCCGACUGCACCGUUGUGCUCAGCUUUUUUACGGGUAUGACGUCCCUCAUCCACUGCCGUCUCGGCGAUGCUGAGUGGUCCUGCCUCCAAGUGGACCUCCCCGAGGAGGGAGACGAGUUCGACGGCCCCAUAACCGCCGGCCCGGAGGGGAGGGUGUACGCAACGACCAUGCUAUCCCUGGUGGCCGUCGAUGCGUCGAGCCCGACGUUGGCCGUCAAGACGAUGGAGAGGCAUCCGCCGUCCUGCCCCGUGCACGAAGGGUACAAGUGCUACCCGGUAGCAUGCCCUGGUGGAGAUCUCUUCUUGGUGCGCUGCUGCAACUUUGGCUACCCGUCAGAGGUUGUGGAUAUAAAGGUUUUUCGAUGGAAUCGAGAUGACAACGCGUGGGAGGCGGUUGAAACUAUUGGGGACAGAACAUUUUUCGUGGGUAGGUUUUCUUUCGCGGUCCCAUCGGCGGCUGAAGCAGGAACCCAGCCCAACUGCAUCCAUAUGCUUCACAGAGAUUGCGGUGAAGCUGGUGUCUAUACCAUGUCUCUGGACAAUAUGACCAUAAGGCUCAGUGUAGUCAAGGGAUGUGAUGAGGACCAACUACUCUGGGCUCUUCCCACUAGCUUCGGUUUGAAAGCAGCACGAUCCAUUGACACUCCUGAUGAUGUCUCCAAUGAGGUGAUUCAAAGAAGAACUGCACAUUGCCGCAGAGAGGAAGAAAAAGAGGGCACUACGGCCUCUCCCGAUGAGAGGCGGUGGUGUGAACUCGAUACCGACUUGCUGCAGCUACUACUAUCCAAGAUUUCAUUCAUUGAUUUCAUACACAUUAAUGCUGUCUGCAAGCAAUGGAACUCCAAUAACAGCCCGAUCCAAGAUGCAAAAGUGUCGCCAUUGCUCAUGACAACUCGGUCAGCAGGUAGGACCAAGGAGGAUCUUCUCGAGAUUUUCGAUCCAGUGAGCAAGAAGAAAUACAUCAUCAAGGUUUACAUCCCCGCUUCAAGUCUCAAAUCAUGGGGAUCGCAUUUAUUGCAUUACACAAAGAACGGUUGGGUCAUCAUGUCAAGAAGCGGCGACCACAUGUUCUUCCUAGUGAAUCCGUUCAAGAAUUACUCGGAUGGUGGCCAUGUGAUUGCUCUUCCACCUUUGGAUGUCCUUGGCCUCAAAGGAUUGUCGUUUUCUUCGGUACCAGGUUCUUCGGACUUCGUGGUCCUCGCCGUAGGAUCUACCCCUGGCGGCGAAGUUAUCAUUAUACAAACUUGGCGAAUGGGAGAUGAAGAGUGGAAGGAAGAAUGCUUAAGCGACGAUGACGCACCGUUCUUCAUGGCAUCUCACAGCCCCGUCUUCCUAGACGGAGUCUUCUAUUUUCUGGACAUCAAUGGCAGGCUUGGAGUCGUGGACCCGAACGAGGAUGAGAUGGAAUUUUGCGUCCUCAAAAAGCCGGAUCAACCAAUACGUGGAAGCGAUGAGGUGCAUCUUCGUGAACGGGAGUGCAACUAUCUGGUGGAGUGGAAGGGGGAGCUAAUUGCCAUUUUCCGGAAGAAUGCCAAUGGAUCGGUCAGAAUGUUCAAGCUAGACCGGUCUCAGAUGCUUUGGUCGGAGUUGCAAGGUAUAGAGGAUGCGGCUGUGUUCUGGGAUAGGAGCAAUGCUCUGAUUGCUGUGCCGCCGGCCGGAGAUGAUUUAUGUAACAAGAUGUUCCUACCGAACUAUACUGAGACCGAAGGUGGUGGAAGGACGCAGGCAUUCUACUCAUUUCAGGAGCAAUGCUACUACCCUUCCUUCUGUUCCAAGGAGCCCAUGAACGCUAUAUGGUUCCAGCCAGACUUGGAUGUAUUUACGGUGACUCACCACUAGUUCAUGCUAUUGGGCCUUCUUCGGUAGACCCCCCCACCCCCCCCACCCUCCCCAACAAAACGUAGAAGGGCAGAAUGGUCAUACGAAAGAAGGGUAUGCCCACCUC